AUGGGUCUGGGACGAUUCAUCCACCAUAUCGGUGCCUUUUUCCUCUUGGCAGCAACAGUCAUGCUCAUUGUAGUGAGCAUUACAGCUCCUGUUGUCAAUGACAUAGCCCUCCUCAAGGUCAACUUGAACGGCAAUUCUGGGGGAGGAAAUGGUGUGAAUUUUGGAACUUUUGGGUAUUGUGUCACAAGAAGCAGUGGAAGCGAUAGUUGCACAAGCGCUCGCAUUGGCUACGACCCUUCCAAUGCCGUAGCCGGCACCAACUUCUCCAAUGCUGGCUCGGACACUGCAAAGGCCUUGACGUAUGUCAUGGUCCUGCAUCCUAUUGGUGCUGGACUUUGCUUCAUUGCCUUCCUUCUGGCUCUCGGUGCCGGCAUCUUUGGCUCCCUCAUGUCCACGCUUGUUUCACUCCUGGCCUUCUUUGUUACUAUCAUUGCCCUGGCUUGUGACUUCGCUGGAUUCUCCAUUGUCAGACGACGUAUCAACCGAGACACCUCCGCCAGUGCUCGCUGGUCUGUUGGUAUCUGGCUCGUCCUUGCCGCAGCUAUUCUCUGUCUCAUCGGCACUAUCGCCGUCUUCGUUACCUGCUGUUCUGGCCGUCGUCGCCGCAACCGCGAGAACAAGAAGAUGGCAGCCUACAACUCUUCUCCCACCCGAUACUAA
Messenger RNA from Fusarium mangiferae, 660 nucleotides. RefSeq lists its product as uncharacterized. NCBI's taxonomy places the organism in Eukaryota, Fungi, Ascomycota, Sordariomycetes, Hypocreales, Nectriaceae. Bases 1 to 660 code for a protein of 219 amino acids. The record is from RefSeq and is a predicted model, not a curated record. Gene Ontology annotation, cellular component: plasma membrane; cell division site; growing cell tip. The transcript is spliced from 2 exons.